Molecule: messenger RNA, 1362 nt
Organism: Rotaria sp. Silwood1
Lineage: Eukaryota; Metazoa; Rotifera; Eurotatoria; Philodinida; Philodinidae
Source: the annotation of a GenBank genome assembly
AUGUAUUUUAGUAGUAGUGAACCUGAAGUUCGUGCAUCACGUGAAGGAUUUGAUAUACGACCAUUCGUUAAACAAAUCGAUGCUGCACCUGCUGAAUGGCCCGUACAAAUAAAUUAUCUUUAUUUACCUUACCAUGUUGAUAAUAAUGAUGUACAAUCGAUUACAAUUGAAGCAACACCAAUUUUUGUAUUUGGAUCUGCUUUUUAUCGAAUUGAUAAAAUGUCGUCAAUCGAUGAAGAUUUUCGUCUUAUAACAACAUCAGACUUAAUGAGUGAUUUACAAAGGCAAUCAUUUAUAUUAGAUAAUGAUGCUCAACGUCAAAUUGUUCAAAUUGUUUUGAAAUUGUUAAAUAAUACAAAUGAGGAAGUACAAAAUCAAGCUGUUAAAUGUCUUAGUUUAUUAGUAUAUAAAAUAAAAGAAGAUCAAAUUCGAAUAAUAUGUCAAACAUUAUGUUCAAAUUGUACAAAUGUAUCUACAAUUACUAAACAAUUACGUUACAUUUCAAAUCUUGGUUUAAAAGCUGUCAUGGAAUCAUUAAUAAUAAAUGGUAAUGGUUUGGACAAUAAAGCUCAUAUUCUAAAGGAAAUAAUGAAUUAUUUCAUAAAUGAUAUUCGUAAUGAAGAACUUGAAACAACAACAGAUUUAAAUAUAAUUAUCUUUAUGCUAACAAAAACAAUUAAAAACAAAAAUAUAUAUUGGGAAUUUCAUCAGAAAUUAAAAGAAAUAAUAUUAAAACUUUUAUAUUCCAAUAAAAAAAACACAAAUGCGCUCUGUAAUAUAUUAUCAACAAUACAAACUUCAAUUCAACAUAUAAAUUCAUUAGAUGAAGCAAAAUUUAAAAAACUUAUUCAACGUAUUGCUGAAAAAACAGGACAACAAAAUGAAACAAUAUUUACAAUAGAUGAAUUAAAUAAAUUAGAAAAUGCUUUUAAUUUAUCAAUAGAUAAUAUUAAACAAAUGAUUGAAACAAUUGAAUAUAUGUUUCUACAAUCAGCAUAUCAUUUAAUAAAACCACAAAUACUUGAAAAUGAUUUAAUUAAUGAACAAAAUUUUGAUGAAAAUAAAGCAAAAAUAUUUGUUGAACAAUGGUCAAUAAAUGCAAAAGAAAUUGUUGAACGUUUAAAAACUUCUCAUAUUGCUUCAUAUUCAUUAUCUGAUAUACAUUGGACAUUAGAUGUUGGUAUAACACAAUCAAGUAAAAGUAAAGUUAAACGACCAAUAGCUAUAUAUGAAUUUCAACUUAAAAAUGAACAAACAAAACAAAUUGAAAAUAUACAAACUGAAUUUAAUAAAGAUGAACUUUAUACAUUUUUCGAAAAGCUUGAAUCAAUUCAAAGUCAAUUAGAUGCAUUGAUGACAUGA